Messenger RNA from Aplysia californica (California sea hare), 1625 nucleotides. Its product is annotated as PR domain zinc finger protein 10. NCBI's taxonomy places the organism in Eukaryota, Metazoa, Mollusca, Gastropoda, Aplysiida, Aplysiidae. Gene Ontology annotation, cellular component: nucleus. Gene Ontology annotation, molecular function: protein binding. The record is from RefSeq and is a predicted model, not a curated record.
AACCUAUGCCAGGUCCCAGUGGAGUGUUGACAGGAGCUGCGUCAAGUCAAGAAACCAGUCAGCCGGCCAAGGCGAAGAAGAAGCUCUGGAUGAAGAAGACGCCAAGUUCCCCUGCUUCGAGUGUAGCCGAAAGUUCAAGUCUUCGGCAGCCCUUCAAAAACAUCUGGGCACACAUGAAGCCGAUGACAUCAUCAAUGUAGAUCCUUCAGGCGGGGAGGAUGAGGACUUUGAGGACAGAGGAGGAGGAGGAGAGGGGCGGGGAGGAGGAGGAGGAGGGAAGAGGAAGGCCACGUUUGUGCGAGGGAAGCUCCUGAAGGGGAAAGGCAGAGAUAGCAGCGGCGAUACUUCAAACUACCAGUGGAAGAAGAAGAAGUCUACCAAGAUUUAUCUGCACAAGGGAGGAGGAGGAGGGGGAGGCGGGGCCCAGUGGAUUGGUCCACUUCCCGGAUGUGAUGCACACGUGCCCCAAGUGCAAGGUCAUCCUGGCUGACCGCAAGGAGCUGAUGGAGCACGUGGCUACUCACGCUCAUAAGCCAGGGAAAAAGGAGAAGCCGUUUGAGUGCGGCCAGUGUUGUAAAAGUUUUAGCACCGAGGAAAAACUGCUGCGUCAUCAUAUGGUUCAUGGUGAUGAGUCGUCGAAACCACUGGAGUGCCCGGUAUGCAUGAAGCGUGUGAUGAACAACUCCGCCCUGGCGUGCCACAUGAAGACUCACAGCGAAAAGAAGUACUACGACUGCCCGGUGUGUGGCCAGGAUUUUGACAUGGCGGCCAGCCUCAAGGAACACGGCCUCACCCACAUGGACUCCUUUGGCCGCUUCCCGUGCACGGCGUGCUCCAAGUGCUUCCACGACUUCUCCUUUCUCAAAAAACACAUGAAGACUUUCCACUCGGACAAGGUCUACCAGUGCCCCGAGUGUACCAAGGUGUUCCCGCGCAUUGACAAGCUGCGACUACACAUGCUGAGACACACGACACACCGGGAGUUCAUGUGCGAGACGUGUGGCAGACAGUUCAAGAGGAAGGACAAACUGAAGGAACACAUGAAGAGGAUGCACAGCAAGGAGCGCAUGGAACAGCAGCAGCAGCUGGCCAUACUGCAUGGGCCGGGCAAUGGGCUACAGACCAAGAAGUUUACUCCCAAGGUGAUGCCCACAGAGUUCCACCGGUUCAUCUACAAGUGCCACCCUUGCCUGUUAGGCUUCAAGCGACGCGGGAUGUUGGUGAACCACCUGGCCAAGCGACACCCGGAGAUCAAACCCGAGCACGUUCCCGAGCUCAACCUGCCCAUUCUCAAGACGCAGAAGGAUUUCUUCUGUCAGUAUUGUGAUAAGGUCCACAUACAUCCGAGUGCCCAGCUACAGCCCACCACCAUCGACAUCAGUCAGCUAGGGCAGGCCUUACAGUCCUUCUCCGCUCAGCCAGGGGGCGUGGCUACUGUGUUAGCUCCGCCCCCUCAGCCCGCUAGCCCCACCCAGUCGGUGACGGUGAUGGGACCGGCCGGCUCGCAGACCAUCAAUCUGGGCAAUUUGAGCAACGCACAGUUCAUUACACGCACCUGGACCAACGGUUUCUCUACCUUUAGGUGAUGGGGAAGAGAGAGAGAGAGAGGGAGAGACAAACAGAAA